AUGUCAUAUCUCCAGAACCAGCUCAACAGCUUCAAUGCAAGCGUGAAGGAGUCGGCAAACCGGAUGCCCACCCAGCGACGUGUAGCCAACAACAACCAACCUACACCGGUCUCCGGCACCAGCUCCCAGGUUGCAUCCUCCACGCCGACACCGUCAUCCACCAGCGAGCUGCUGAAGAAGAAGCGCCAUGAUCCCGAUAUCGUGUACUCGCAGCCCGCCAACACGGGUACGGGUAAGGAUAUCAUGACCCAGGUGCUCUUCGCCAUCGAGCACAUGAAGAGCAAGAACGUGGCGCUCAAGUUCUCCGAUAUCAUCUCAUACCUCUCUCUGCAAAGCCGUGCCCAUGACCAAGGGUACGUUCAGGCUCUGCGGAGCAUCUUGCAGAUGCACGAGAAGGUGGAGUUCGAUCCUAGUGGUGCCAACGGCGAAGGCACUUUCCGAUUCCGUCCCACGCACAACAUCCGCAACCCGGAGCAGCUCCUGAAGCAUCUGCAGAACCAGAAGACUGCGUCUGGGAUGAGUGUUCGGGAUCUCAAGGAGGGCUGGCCAAACGCGGAGGAAGGGAUAAAUCAGAUGGAGAAGGAAGGGAAGCUACUCGUGACGCGGAACAAAAAGGAUGAUCAUCCCAAGAUGGUGUGGGCCAAUGAUCCUUCUCUCAUUGAGCGCUUCGACGAUGAGUUCAAGCAGAUUUGGGAGAAGAUUAAGAUUCCUGAUCCGAAUGUCGUCAAGGAGGAACUAGAGAAGUUUGGUAUCACACCAACCAACAAGAACAAGGUCGUUGGACCCCGGGUUGUUGCGCCGUCUCGGAAGGCGAAGAAGCCGCGUCGCAGCGGAAAGACGACCAACACACAUAUGACUGGCAUUCUCAGGGACUACUCGCAUCUCAAGCGGUAG
Messenger RNA from Penicillium brevicompactum, 894 nucleotides. Its product is annotated as transcription factor TFIIE subunit TFA2. Gene Ontology annotation, cellular component: transcription factor TFIIE complex. The transcript has a single exon. The coding region runs from base 1 to 894 and encodes 297 amino acids. Gene Ontology annotation, biological process: transcription initiation at RNA polymerase II promoter. Lineage: Eukaryota; Fungi; Ascomycota; Eurotiomycetes; Eurotiales; Aspergillaceae. The record is from RefSeq and is a predicted model, not a curated record.